Musa acuminata AAA Group (dessert banana) is the source of this 867-nucleotide messenger RNA. RefSeq names its product frataxin, mitochondrial-like. Gene Ontology annotation, biological process: intracellular iron ion homeostasis; iron incorporation into metallo-sulfur cluster. Lineage: Eukaryota; Viridiplantae; Streptophyta; Magnoliopsida; Zingiberales; Musaceae. The transcript is spliced from 5 exons. The record is from RefSeq and is a predicted model, not a curated record. Bases 46 to 630 code for a protein of 194 amino acids. Gene Ontology annotation, molecular function: ferric iron binding; ferroxidase activity; ferrous iron binding. Gene Ontology annotation, cellular component: mitochondrion.
AAAUCCCACCGUGCGCCGCGGCCCGCUUCGCUUCGCUGAGCGGCCAUGGCGUCGCGCUUCGCUCCGAGGCUUCUUCUCCAGCGCUUAUCGACGCUGAGAAGAGCUCGGCGGACCUCAUCGAUUCUGGUAGCCUCCGAAGCUCCCGCUGACGUCGGCGGUGGCGGUCUCUUCUCUCCACCUGGGCCGCGGUCGGCUCUCGGCCCUCGAUGCGUUUCCAGGGUUUCCUUCUCCACCCGGCCAUCGGCUCUUGACGAAAGGCAGAACCCGGCUGCCAUAGACUACCGAUCUCUCAUGUCGGAGGAGGAAUUCCAAACCCUAGCAGAUGAGACGAUACAUGACUUGUUGGAAAAGUUCGAAGAAUACGGUGAUGCCAUACAAGUUGAUGGUUAUGAAGUAGACUAUGGGAAUCACGUUUUGACACUGAAGCUAGGGAGUUUGGGAACUUACGUCAUAAACAAGCAAACUCCGAAUAGACAAAUCUGGUUAUCGUCGCCGGUGAGUGGUCCUGCAAGGUUCGACUGGGAUGCGACGGCUAAGACUUGGGUGUAUAGGAGGACUAAGGCUGCUUUACUGCAGCUUUUGGAAGGAGAAGUCGGGCAACUCUGUGGGGAACCCAUCAGCCUUCGUUGAAUUCAGACGUUUGGCAUGAUUCAUAAGUAUUUGUUGUUCUUAUGACCCUGUGAAGUGAGAUCUGGUUGAGAGAAAGCCUUCCCUGUAGCAUCAUGCUCUGUUUUCUCGACAGUCUUGUGUCUUUGUGUUUGCUAUGAAGAAGAACCAACUUGGGCUUUCACACAAACAGAUGUCAUGGGUUGAAGGUAACAUUACAUCCACAUAAUUUGAACUGUAAAACCACCAUUAUGACUGUCA